Molecule: messenger RNA, 586 nt
Organism: Vitrella brassicaformis
Lineage: Eukaryota; Vitrellaceae
Source: the annotation of a GenBank genome assembly
GCUCACCUCAGAAACAGUGCUGCCAUGCUGUCGCACUCCAGCUCUGCAAAUCUAGGGGGUCGGAGCCGUCUGCCGCGCAGAUCUCUCUAUCGCUCGCCCCUACAAUGAAGCAGCAAUGAGGCUGCCUUUGGUGAAGGUCUUCGGCAAGUAAGUAAGACGGAAGCCAACACGCACACAUAACCAGAGUCAAACACGGUGCGUGCUUGCAGGCCGAAUUGUUGCGUGUGCGACACGGCUGACUUCCUGCUGAGGCGGAUCCAGCUGACGCUGCCGUUUCGCCUGGAGAAGGUGGACAUCACCAAAGAGGCCAGCUUGUAUGAGCGGUACAAGGAGGCCAUUCCUGUGAUUGUGGUGGAUGGCGUAGAGGCCAGCAGACUCAAGAUAGACAGCAAGGCGCUGAGGAGACGACUGACUGAAGCAACAGCAGCAGCUGGUGCUGGUGGUGGUGGUGGACCUGGUGGUGGAAUGACAGAGUCGUGAUGUUAUGUGUGUGGCAGUCAAUGACUGAUUUAGUUGUACACGCUGUGGCAGUCUCUCUCUGUCCGUCCAUCAGCCAUCCGACCAUGCACAGACACACAGAGAGGGG